AUGGGCGAAGCAGACCAGACGGACGGCCUUAUUACCAACAAGCAGCCAGAAUGGGAGAGAAGAGCGCUGGUCGGGGACGAGGAUUGGCAUCUAUUGGGCCAGGAGAAGAGGAGGGGCAAGAGGAGGCCGUACCGCAGCAGGACCAGACUCUACCACACACACACAUUCCCGUCCUCUCUCCUCUCCCCUCUAACCUUCACUCACCUCAGAAGGGGCGGCGGCGCUGGGUACGCCACAAUGUACCUCUCAGGUGGUGAAGUGAUGGAAGUGGACAUGGCCGUGGAUACAGCGGAAGCAGUGGACGAGCGCCAGGAACGAGGAGCAAGGAGCAUGGCCCGUGGCCUUCGUCCUUGGCUAUGGGCGAGCGAUGGUCGGCCUCCCGAGCGAUGGACGUGUCCGUAA
Molecule: messenger RNA, 402 nt
Organism: Colletotrichum higginsianum IMI 349063
Lineage: Eukaryota; Fungi; Ascomycota; Sordariomycetes; Glomerellales; Glomerellaceae
Exons: 2
Coding region: 1-402 (133 amino acids)
Source: RefSeq, a predicted model, not a curated record